This is a messenger RNA of Gorilla gorilla gorilla (western lowland gorilla), 3785 nucleotides long. RefSeq lists its product as uncharacterized. The coding region runs from base 1 to 738 and encodes 245 amino acids. NCBI's taxonomy places the organism in Eukaryota, Metazoa, Chordata, Mammalia, Primates, Hominidae. The transcript has 4 exons. The record is from RefSeq and is a predicted model, not a curated record.
AUGCCUAAAGACAGACAUUCUGGCUCUACCCGUGAAUUCGUCAACGGCAUUUGUAAGAAACCCUGGAACUUGGACAAAGCCAAGGAUACACGGAGUGUAUCUGUCCCUGCGGAUACCCACGGCCUGCGAGGUACGUUCAUCCCUCAGAAAAGGCCUGGCUCUGGGAUCACGGAAGCCACGUCCUCUCGGCGUCAAAGGCCCACCCGCCGGCUCCAGGGCCAGUUACCAGGGCAGGAAAAGAGGGUCCUGAAGGCCACAGAAGGCAUCGCGAACCCCAGUUGGGGCUGGGUAGGAGCUGUGUCCCCACUCCGCGCUUCACUUACCUCGUUGGAGCCUCGGGGUCUCCGGGCGGCGAGUCGGGGGACGCGCUGGCCGCAGGGCGGUGGCUGGGGUCGGGCGCCAGCCCGGCGCACAGCCCCCUCCCCCGACUCGGCGCCGCCCCUACCCCAAAGCAAACGCUGGAGAACCCGGAAAUUGCCCAGAACGGGAACCGACUUUCGCGCCAACCGCGCGGCCGCGCUUGCCUUUUCCGGUGGAAGUGACGCCAUCGGCAGCUGCAGCAGAAGAGCGGAAAUGUCAAAAGUGGAGAGCCUAAAGAUAGUAAUGAGCGGCUUGAGUCUUAAGUUUUUGAAUACACCGAUGGAAGGUGACAAAGAUUCUUUGCUUGGCCAAACUUUAGUCAGACUCCUCAACCUUCUCGUAGGUUUGUCUGUGCAUUUCCUUGGAAAAUCCAGUUAGAACCCUCUACCCUCAAUAUCUGAUCAGGUUCCUCACCCUCUACCAUCCAAGGUGAUGUCUGAUCACCUUGACCUAUUUUCAGCAAGAAACCCCUUUACUCCUGAAGUUCCUUCUUAGUAAUUUUUUAUCCAGUGACCCCAAGCUUUUGUUCCUUGGCUAUAAAUUCCCACUUGCCCAUGCUGUAUUUAGAGUUGAGCCCACUCUCUCUCUCCUAAUUCAGAAUCCCAUUGCCAUGGUUGCUAUACCUAUCCUGAUGAUCCUGAAUAAAAUCUGUCUUACUGUGCUUUAAUAAAUAUCAUUAAUUUUUUUUUUUUUUUUUUACCAGAAAUGAGUCAGAAUCAAUUAACACUGGGGCUCAAAGCUAAAGGCCUAUUGUUGGGGGAAGGGUGAAGAAAGCCUUAAAAACAAAAAUCAUUAGAGGUGGGGAAAAAAAAAAAAAGAAACCACAGUUAAUUGUUAAAGUGCAAAUCUGACCUGAAUCUGUAAUAACAAUUAAUAUUUCUAGGGCACUUUACAGUUAACAUGGGACUCCUGCUCACACUAUUCCCGUUUACUCUUUUCAGCAACCCUAUAAUAGAUGGGUAUCAUUGUCUCAUGUUAUGGAGAUGGGGAAAGUGAAGUUCAGGGACUGUGUCACUUGCCCGUGCCUUUCCUGACACACCACGCUGCUCCUGGGCGUGUGCUGUCUGCCCAUCUCUGUGUGAAGUUCCACACCGGGGAGGGAGCCCAUUCCUGGCAUUUCUGGGCCAAGUAGAGACCUCACAAGAGAAGGAGAUUCAUAGAUGCUGCUAAUGAAGAUGAAGAAAAUGCACCCGUUAGCUUUUACCCAGCUGGAACUUGAUACAAGAGGAGUGACCUGUCUUUAGAGUAAGAGUUCACCACUAGGGGGCAAGUUCUCCCAUCUUGUGUCUCCAGGUAAGCAGAGAGGGUCUGUCUCUAGUACCUACUCCUGGAAAAUGGAUAAAGCAGUGGUUCUGAUGUGUAGUGUCUGGACCAGCAGCAUCGGCAUCUCCUGGGAAUUUUGGGGGAAUGAAAAUUCUUGGGCUCAACUUCAGACUUAUUAAGUCAGGAGCACUUGGGGUAGGGCUAGCAAUCUGUGCCCUUCAGGUGAUUUUGAUACAUAUUAAAGUUUGCUUGAACAGCAGUCCUUCAGGAAAGGGUGAAAUGGUUAGUAUCCACGGAGGAUUGAUUCCAAGGCCCCCUACAGAUAACAAAAUCUGAAGAUGCUCAAGUAACUUAUAUAUAACCUGUGCACAUACUCCCAUGUACUUUUUUUUUCUUUUUUUUGAGACGGAGUCUCACUCUGUUGUCCAGGUUGGAGUGCAGUGGCACAAUGUCUGCUCACUGCAACCUCCACCCCCGGGGUUCAAGCGAUUCUCCUGCCUCAGCCUCCCAAGUAGCUGGGAUUACAGGCGUCUGCCAUCGCACCCGGCUAAUUUUUGCAUUUUUAGUGGAGACGGGUUUCACCUUGUUGGCCAGGCUGGUCUUGAACUCCUGACCUCGUGAUUCACCUGACUCAGCCUCCCAAAGUGCUGGGAUUACAGGCAUAAGUCACUGCGCCUGGCCACUCCCAUGUACUUUAAAUAAUCACUAGGUUACUUAUAAUACCUGAUGCUAUGUAAAUGCUAUGUAAAUGGUUGUUAUACUGUAUUUUUAAAUUUUGUUUUUUUAUUGUUGUAUUUUUUCUACUAUGGCAAAUUUUACAUACAAAUUGUAUUUUUUUCUGAAUAUUUUUGAUCCCCGGUUGGUUGACCUCCUCAGAUGUGGAACCCACAGAUACAAGGAACUAACUGUAUAUGGGUUUGUGGUCCCUGAAGACUUUGGUGAAAACAGGGAAAGGUUAUGAUAUGCCCUCGGAAGCUGAGGUUUCGGUGCUUGCUUUGGCAGCAUGUUUACUGAAAAAAAAAUGGAAUGAUACAGAGAUAAGCAUUGCCCAUGUGCAAGGAUGACAUGCAAAUUUGUGAAGCAUUCCAUAUUUGCCGGUCGUGGUGACUCUCGCCUGUAAUUCUAGUACUUUAGGAGGCCCAGGCUGGAGGAUCACUUGAGGCUGAGAGUUCGAGACCAGCCUAGGCAACAUAGCAAGACCCCCCAUCUCUAAUAUUUACAAACUUUUUUAAAAAAGAAGCUGGGGACCGGGUGCUAUGGCUUACAUCUGUAAUCCUAGGACUUUGGAAGGCCAAGGUGGGCAGAUUGCUUGAGCCCCGGACUUUGAGACCAACCUGGGCAACAUGGUGAAACCUCAUCUCUACAAAAAAUACAAAAAUGAGCUGAACGUGGUGGCGGGCAUCUGUAGUCUCAGCUACUCAGGAGGCUGAGGUGGGAGGAUCACCUGAGCCUAGGAGGUCAAGGCUAUGGUGAGUCAUGAUCAUGCCACUGCAUUCCAGCCUGGGAUAACAGAGCGAGACCCUAUCUCAAAAAAAAAAGAAAGAAAAAGAAAAAAAAAUGUACUUGGGGUUGGGAAUUAACUUUGCCCUCACUUUCCUGGCAUUUAGGGUCAGUUUCCUGUUUCUCUGGCACUUCUGUCACUUAGAGCCAGUCUCUCCAGACCCUGCUUGGGGUGACAUUAUGGGCAACUUUAUCUGUUUAUAGAAUGGAAAAGGAGGCCGGGAGUGGUGGCUCAUGCCUGUAAUCCCAGCACUUUGGGAGGCCGAGGUGGGCAGAUCAUCUGAGAUCGGGAGUUCGAGACCAGCCUGACCAACAUGAAGAAACCCAUCUCUACUGAAAAUAAAAAAAAAUUAGCUAGGCAUGGUGGCAGGCGCCUGUACUUGGGAGGAUGAGACAGGAGAAUUGCUUGAACCCAGGAGGCGGAGGUUGUGGUGAGCCGAGAUUGCACCAUAGCACUCCAGCCUGGGCAAAAAGAGCGAAACUCCAUCUCAAAAAAAAAAAAAAAAAAAGAAUGGGAAAGAAAACACAGGAAACAAAUAUGACAAAAUAGUUACUUUUACAAUAUGGGUGGUGGGAAUAUGAAUAUUUAUUAUAUUUUACUACAUAGAUAAUAUUUCUCAAAAUUAAAGCCAAACUAAAAAUAGGUUUUUUGAGUUAUAGAG